ACAAAAUACCUGCAUAUGCAUGGAGCAGGCUUUUUCCCCUCCACCUAGAAUUGAAUUGCACAACAUAAAGGGAACAUAAAGUAUUUGCUCUCUGAUUCCACAUAAAGAACUUCAGCUUUCUCAGGAAACCUAGAGCUCUUUGGAAGCCAAGCAUUCCACAAUGAAGAGCUUUCUGGCUUUCCUUGUUGCAGUGGGCGCCAUGGUGACCCUGGCUGAUGCAGGCUGCAUUACUGCACUUCAGGUUCCAGGGAGGCCCUACAGAGGCUGUGUGUGGAAUGGAAAACUGUAUCCCUUUGGACACAUUGAGAGGACAGAAGAUUGCUACCAAUGCAACUGUGACGAACGUGCAAUGCAAUGCUGUACCAUCUUUUUCAUUCCUCGUUCUUAUGACAAAGAGAAAUGUAAAGUUGUUUUCAACAAGAAGCGCUGUCGCUAUGAUGUCCUGCAGAGGGAUGACCCCUCACAGCCAUGUUCUGGCUUUUCUGCUGUGAUCUAACCCCUGCUCCAAACCUCUCUGCACUGGGGAAUUCCUCUGCUUCCUACAGAUGCUUUGUCAUCACAGAGAAGCACGAUGACAUGGGGAAAUCUCAUAAGAGAGCGCUUCAGGAGCUGCCUUCUGACCUCCUAAGUGUUGUAAUUCAGCUUACCAGAUGCAUAAUCAGAUAGUGUCUCAUUUCUAUCAAAAGGUCAUAUUCAUGUUCUUAAUAUUAGUUGUGAAGACUUUGUGUUUUAACUGAUUUAUAGAUGUUUAGUUAUCUUUUUAAUUAAAUAGGAUUUCAUUCUGCUAGGUUCCUUUUUUUCAACCUGUAUUUAUUUCUUUUCAAAUUAGACCCUUAUUACCUAUAAGGUCCCAAGAGUUUCUGUAUAAUCUGGGUUCCAGUUUUCUUACAGAUUAAGAUGACUUUCUUAGUGCAGGAAGAUUUUGAAUCUGAACAGCUCAGCACAAACAAGAGCUGGCACUUAAGAAGAAAGAAAAUUAAUUCUCAUGGGUUUACCAGGCCAAGGAAAUGUAGAGCCUUGUCUCAUAGACUCCAUAGUAGAAACUGUAUUCACUAACAUCCAAAAAUUGCAUGUAAAUGUUUUUAAAAAGACAUUUUUAGUCUCAAGGUGCAAUUGUAUUGGUUUUUCUAUUACUAGUGUAGCUGGUAAUACUGAAACUUCCUUUUUUUCCCCCGCCUCUAAAUAAAACCAAUUUAGCAAUGAAACUCAGUCUUUCAUCUCCCUUGCUCCAAGCUGGGAAAUGCUCAAGAACAUUGCCACAGGUAAUUUUUACUGGUUUGGGAUUUUUUAUUCAUGAGAUUGUCCAUCUGCAGGAAAGCAGAUUACUACAUCACUCAUCCUCUGAAUUUUUUAUUAUUUUUGCACCACCAAAAAUUAAUGAAAUGUGUAAGGCAGAAAGAAAGAGGUACCAAUUCUGUUUUCCAUCCUUCACAGAAAUGAGACUAAAGAAAACCUUGUUGAAUUUUGCUAACUUCCUCAAAAAUCCCAUCAGAAAUUCCUCUCCAAAUGAGAAAUAUUUUUGUGAUGGUAAAACACUGGAGAAUAAGUUUUUCCUAUUUUUAUAUCCACAGGUUAUACCAUACAAAAACUCCUUAGAAACAACCCAUUAUUGUCAGAGUGGGUCCAAAUUUCAGAUUCUAAAGAUUUUAUAGCACUCAAAUUCAACCUGUUGACACCUAUAUGAUCAGAGAAUCAUGGCAAUACCACACAUGUAUUUAAUCUGCUGCAUAUUUCACAUUUUAAGGAUUUCAAAAAUAAAAUGCUAGCUGUCAUUUUGUGAAAAAAAAUUACAUGAAACUUGUUGCAUUUUC
Molecule: messenger RNA, 1811 nt
Organism: Zonotrichia leucophrys gambelii
Lineage: Eukaryota; Metazoa; Chordata; Aves; Passeriformes; Passerellidae
Product: beta-microseminoprotein-like
Exons: 4
Coding region: 161-496 (111 amino acids)
Source: RefSeq, a predicted model, not a curated record